Messenger RNA from Podarcis muralis (Common wall lizard), 4760 nucleotides. RefSeq names its product solute carrier family 1 member 1 (gene SLC1A1). Gene Ontology annotation, biological process: L-glutamate transmembrane transport. NCBI's taxonomy places the organism in Eukaryota, Metazoa, Chordata, Lepidosauria, Squamata, Lacertidae. Gene Ontology annotation, molecular function: L-cysteine transmembrane transporter activity; L-glutamate transmembrane transporter activity; glutamate:sodium symporter activity. The record is from RefSeq and is a predicted model, not a curated record. Gene Ontology annotation, cellular component: plasma membrane.
CCGCCGCUGCCACCACCACACCUCUCCUCCUCCUCCUUCUCCUCCUCCUCUCUGCCUGGCUAUCUCGGAGCCGCAGAGCCAGGCAGACUCCGCCAGUAGCAGCACCAGCACCAGCGGCGGCGAGAGGAGGAGGAGGAGACGCGAGAGACCCCGCAGCGUGACGAAGGCGCACCGUCCCCGUCCUCUCUCUAUCCAUACGCGCGCGCGUUCCAGCGAAACCAGCAGCCGGCCGAACGCGAGCGAGCGAGAGCCGUUCUGCCGUUGAGGGAAAGACCUGCCGGCUCCUCUCUCUGCCUCCGUCUCUUGCGCGCGUGUCUCUCGUCUCUCGCGGCGCGGCGCGCAUCCCUCCGGCCUCUCCCUUCUCCUUCCCGUGCGUCUUUUCUCCCACCACCAUCACCACGAGCCACCAUGGCGAAGGAGCUCGCCCGGAAAAGGGGCUUCAACUGCAGGCGCUUCCUGAAGAACAACUGGCUCCUCCUGGCCACCAUCCUCGCCGUGGUGCUGGGCAUUGGACUGGGUGUCGCCGUUAGGGAAUAUGGAAAUCUCUCCAAUCUGGAUAAAUUUUACUUUGCCUUUCCGGGAGAAGUUCUGAUGAGGAUGCUCAAGCUAAUCAUAUUGCCAUUAAUUAUAUCAAGUAUGAUAACAGGUGUUGCUGCUUUGGACUCCGGCAUUUCUGGAAAGAUUGGCUUGCGGGCAGUUGUUUACUACUUCUUCACUACAGCUUUAGCCGUAAUCCUAGGGGUUGUGUUGGUUGUGGCUAUCAAACCAGGAGUGUCCCAGAAUGCUGCGGAGAUUGACAGAAUGGGCAGUACACCUGAGGUCUCCACAGUGGAUGCUAUGUUAGACUUGGUUAGGAAUAUGUUCCCAGAAAACCUUGUGCAGGCCUGUUUCCAACAGUAUAAGACCAAGCGUGUAGAAAUAACGAUCACAACGGAAGUAGACAAAAAUGCUACUAUUCCUACACCAGACCCACUCUCGACUGUACUGCCAACAGAGAUUUCAAAGAAUAUAACCAAGGAAUACAAGAUAGUGGGUUUGUAUUCCGAUGGUAUUAACGUUCUUGGCCUGAUAGUCUUUUGCCUUGUCUUCGGAAUUGUUAUUGGGAAAAUGGGAGAAAAGGGGAAAGUGCUGAUGGACUUCUUCAAUGCACUGAACGAUGCCACAAUGUAUAUAGUUCAGAUAAUAAUGUGGUAUAUGCCGUUGGGUAUUAUUUUUUUGAUUGCCGGAAAGAUCAUAGAAGUUGAAGACUGGGAGAUUUUUCGCAAACUGGGUCUUUACAUGGCUACUGUUCUAAGUGGGCUUGCAAUUCAUAGUAUUGUAAUUCUGCCUCUCAUGUACUUAAUAAUAGUCCGGAAAAACCCGUAUAAAUUUGCCAUGGGGAUGGCUCAAGCACUUUUGACAGCACUCAUGAUUUCCUCAAGUUCAGCCACUUUACCUGUCACGUUUCGCUGUGCAGAAGAAAAAAACCAUGUUGACAAGAGAAUUACCCGAUUUGUUUUACCGGUAGGCGCUACAAUCAACAUGGAUGGUACCGCCCUUUAUGAAGCAGUGGCUGCUGUUUUUAUUUCACAACUUAAUGACUUAGAACUAGAUAUUGGCCAAAUAGUGACCAUUAGUGUCACAGCAACAGCAGCCAGCAUCGGAGCUGCAGGUGUGCCCCAGGCUGGACUAGUUACCAUGGUGAUUGUCCUGAGUGCCGUCGGACUGCCUGCUGAAGAUGUUACCCUCAUAAUAGCAGUGGACUGGCUUCUGGAUAGAUUCAGAACAAUGGUGAAUGUCCUCGGCGAUGCCUUUGGCGCUGGAAUUGUGGAGAAGCUCUCGCAAAAGGAACUGGAGCUUAUGGACGUUGGUGCUGAAGUCAACAUAGUGAACCCUUUUGCCCUGGACAAAGCAACGAAGGAUGGCAGUGAGGAAACAGAGGCCAAGAAAUCUUAUGUGAAUGGAGCUUUUGCUAUUGAUAAAUCAGACACCAUAUCAUUCACCCAGACAUCACAGUUCUGAAUGAAAUUGACUGACAAGGGAGCCACACUGGAUUAAAGGACAUGGGAAGGCCCUAUGUUGAGCCAUAUUCUGGGCCCCUCUCACUUCAGACCCCACAUGCUGUAUUUUUUCUUCUUUGCCUAUAUUCAUACAGGCAAACAGGAAGACACACAUCCUGUCUCACAAAACUCCCCUUCUCAGAUCUGCCACAACACAGAGAGCGCAGUUGUCCUGUUCCUUUUCUUGUGCAGGCUAUAAGGAGAUUUCAGUUUUGCCCACAGCUGAGAACGUGGCCAUAUCACAACGGGAUGGCCAACAUGUUGUGUUGAUUUCUUCAGGAGCCUCAGUGAUAGGUAUAUUCUCAGCAUAGAUAUGUUCCCUGACAAAUACACAACGUCAGGGAACCCUACACAGCUGAGGCCUACACUGAAACAGGCCACGGUCUUAACCUGUGCUGGCACUCUGAAGAACAUCACCAUGCAUGAAAUCAUUUAGCAAACCGAAAGGAUAAGUGUGUUGCUUUGAAACAGAGGCUCUGGAUUUUCCUCAGCUCUUUGUUUUUGAAACAUCUGAUCAUUGUGGGCAGAUUGAUCCCAGUUGCACAAAUACGUAUUUUCUUUUAAAGAGCCAUCUCUUGAGAAUUCAAGGUAUCUGCUUGCAACGAUCAUGCUGAUAAGUUGGGAUAAUAAACCAGAGGAUAUGGUUUAUAUCUGAAGCAUAGUGCGGUGUUCCCAUUCCUCUACUCUGCACAUGAAAUUCCUUUUUGAAAAACAAAGACUCUUCUUUUAAAAAUAACUUUAAAAGGAAUUCUUAUUUGAAAUUCCAUCUCUGACAUUUCUCUGCAAAUCAGCACUGUGCCAAAUGUUCAUUCUGGUAGCUAAUUAACUGUUAGAGAAAGGAGAUGAGACUGGUCCUUCAGUACGUGUGAACUUUUAAAAAGUAUGUGUAUAUUUUUUUUAAAAUAAACUAUAUAGUAUGGAAAUUGGAAAUUACUACAAAAGAGCUUUCAUUUUCAUGUUUUCUUUUACACCAUAAUUUAUAGCAAGAACAUAUCCGGACUUCAAAUGCUAAGUCAAUCAUAACAGCUUUGCUGUAAAUUGAAAUUCUCAUAAUUUAGCUUUCAUCAUUUAUUAGUCCUCUUUUGGAAGUGGCAAGAAGUAACUUCAGAGCUACCAGUAUUUAUCAGCUCCAGGGAAAACAGAUAAAAAUAAACCGCAUAGCUAUUCAUGACAUAGCUUGUCGACAUUUUAUGCUUUCAAGAAUAUACCCACUGAAUAAUUGCUAGUGGUUAGCUGAGUCUCAGUUUGCCUGCUUCUUACUUUCAUUUUAUAAUUUAAUCUGAAAGCUUGCAGUGGCCAAUAUGAUAGGCCUCAUGACAAGAAAAACCCAAACUUUAAAGCAGCCCUCGAAUGGUGAAGAACAAAUAUUAGCAUUUUACAAGUGUUCAUAGCAUAGCGGAGACAUAUUUUCAUAUCGGCUACAUCGGCGUGGCUUUUUUAUCAAACCAUUCCAUAAUGUUAAACAUUUUAUCUAAUACUUAUACCAGGUAUUUUAAUGGUGCACUUUUUCCUGCAAUGAAAAUUAUUGCAAACUAUUUCGAAUGCACAUCAUUUGUCGGCUACCUGACUUGAAACACAGACUAAAAUUAAGAGAGAAUACCUUUUCUUUUCUUUUUUUGUAAAUAAGCUUGUGUUAAACCGAAAAAUAUGCACUUAAUUGCUAUCAAGAAAAAUAAAAAUUUCUGUAGCAUUAGACAAACUCGGUCUUACACUUUUGUAUUCAGUAAAUAAGCCAGGAUAUGUGCCAAAGACAACUGAAACAAACAAACAAAAUCACAUCUAGCAUACAUUUUGAUAAAUUGCACCUUAACUGAGAGGCAUAAUACUGUAUGUAUUUAAAUAUUAUAAGCUAAAAAUGCAGUGUGCAUACAAAGUGAAAGUGUUGAUAUGUUUAUACAAAAUGAAGGCGUGUACAGUGUAAAUUAGUUCUUUAUCUUGUGCACAAUUAUUUUUUAAAAUAUAUUUGUACAGCUUUGCUACUGCUAGAGACAGAAAAACAUCCAGAGCCAGUGGUACUUGUUCUUUUCUUUGCAGCUUUCUUUCUGUAACUCGUCCUUUCACCACUGUACAUGUUGCCUUUCUUUCAUCUGAAUAAACAGUCAUCCUGCCUUCAAACUAUCCCUGCUCCACAUCUGUAUGCAGACUUCUCCCUGGGAACAAAUACAUCACGUGGGCUCAUCUGUUCUAGCUGUUAAACUAGAAUGGAAGAAAAACAAGGUCUGGUUUUUCUGAAGCUGGUUUUGCCAGAGUAGCCCUGAUAAAUAUCACAAGGCUAUUCCAGAGUGAGUUUGUGGCUGGGACCCGUGUUUCCUUGCGACCCGUAAACGUGAUUUAUUAUUAAGUCACCUAUAUUAUAGCCGGUACUUAUAAAUCAAAAGAAACAAUGAUGUAUCAGUCCUCAGGCUCACGACCGAGACCUAAAGAUAAGAGCUUUGGAAACUGGAAGCUCGGGACUAGUAUCCAAAAUGUGCUUUGGCUGUAGCAAACCCAAGCAAUCUGACAAUAAACAAUAGCGUUAGUCACAUAAUAUGCAUAUUUAAAUCAGGUUGACUGUUUUGAUUGUACUUACGUUUCUGUGAACUGCUUUGCAGGGGGGCGGGUUCCUUUGGGGAUUGAAGGAUGAGACGGAAAUUAAAUAAUACUGCUAUAUCUGUUAAUCUUCUAGAUUUCUCAUGGUUAUGCCCAUGUGGAAUAAAUCGUGUACAGCAUCAUGAACUAUGA